UUUGUAUAUACCGCAAAACGAAGGAGUUUAAAAAAAUUUAUUAGUAAUAUGGAUGCGAAUAAAUCAUUUUUAGUAGAUUUUUUAGCCGGUGGGAUAUCUGCAGCCGUUUCGAAAACUGCAGUCGCACCGUUAGAAAGAGUGAAGCUGUUGCUUCAAGUACAAGCCACUUCGAAACAAAUACGCCCGGAACAGCGGUACAAGGGUAUGAUGGAUGCAUUUAUACGUAUACCGAAAGAAACUGGUUUCAUCAGUUUUUGGAGAGGCAAUCUAGCUAAUGUUAUCCGAUACUUUCCAACCCAAGCGCUGAACUUUGCGUUUAAAGACAAAUUCAAGAUUUUGUUCUUGGAGGGUGUGCCGAAAGAUGCAUUUUGGAAACAGUUCGCUGGCAACUUAGCAUCCGGUGGCGCUGCCGGUGCAACGUCUUUGUUAUUUGUUUACCCGCUUGAUUUUGCUCGUACAAGAUUAGCCGCGGAUAUUGGGAAAGCAGAUAAAAGAGAGUUUAAAGGUCUGGGUGAUUGUUUGGUAAAAAUUUUCAAGACUGACGGCUUCUUUGGGUUAUACAGGGGUUUUAACGUAAGCGUUCAAGGGAUCAUCAUUUACAGAGCAGCGUAUUUCGGUCUUUACGACACUUCGAAAAGCAUGCUACCCGAUCCAAAGAAUACUCCAUUGUAUAUUACAUUUCUAAUCGCGCAGGUAGUAACAACAGUUGCUGGAAUCAUAUCGUAUCCUUUUGAUACUGUUAGAAGACGUAUGAUGAUGCAAUCGGGGCUCAGUAAAACAGAGAUAAUGUAUAAAAAUACAUUGGACUGUUGGGUUAAAACAGCCAAAACAGAAGGAAUCGGAGCAUUUUUUAGAGGGUCGCUUUCAAAUGUUCUUAGGGGAACCGGCGGAGCAUUAGUUUUAACUUUGUACGAUACGAUGAAACAUAAAAUUGAUGAACUGCUAACUAAAAAAGAUUCGCCUACGCGAUCCAACUAA
Molecule: messenger RNA, 978 nt
Organism: Colletes gigas
Lineage: Eukaryota; Metazoa; Arthropoda; Insecta; Hymenoptera; Colletidae
Product: ADP,ATP carrier protein-like
Exons: 4
Coding region: 49-978 (309 amino acids)
Biological process (GO): mitochondrial ADP transmembrane transport; mitochondrial ATP transmembrane transport
Cellular component (GO): mitochondrial inner membrane
Molecular function (GO): ATP:ADP antiporter activity
Source: RefSeq, a predicted model, not a curated record